Messenger RNA from Medicago truncatula (barrel medic), 1210 nucleotides. Its product is annotated as protein PHOSPHATE STARVATION RESPONSE 3. The transcript has 6 exons. Bases 183 to 947 code for a protein of 254 amino acids. Lineage: Eukaryota; Viridiplantae; Streptophyta; Magnoliopsida; Fabales; Fabaceae. Gene Ontology annotation, molecular function: DNA binding; DNA-binding transcription factor activity. The record is from RefSeq and is a predicted model, not a curated record.
UUUAGGACUAAAUUGACCAUUUGGGCACAAAAAAGCUGCACUAAACGACAAGCAUUUUCUGCUGUAUAACGUUACUUAGUAUUUAUUCUCUUUUGUUUCUUCAUAAGACCACCUUCACCACUCCUUCCCUUCCCUUCUCAAUAAAAACAGAGAAAAUAAAAUGCAAUAAGCAUAUAAAUUCAAUGAAGGGUAGUGAAACUGAAAUCUCUCUCAAACCAUCCCAAAAAACUAUGUCUUCAUCUUCUUCUUCUUCUUCUCCUAGUAGCGGAGUUGUGGACACUAACCCUUCACAACCUUCUGAUGUGCCAAUUUUUCGCCGCCGUUUAGAUUCUGAUCAGACUCCAGAGAUGAGUCUAAAAGCACCUGUGGUGAGACCUUAUGUUCGAUCAAAGUUGCCUCGGCUUCGUUGGACACCAGAUCUUCACCGUUGCUUUGUGCAUGCAGUUCAAAGGCUUGGAGGAGAAGAUAGGGCUACACCAAAGAUGGUUUUAACCCUAAUGAAUGUUAAGGGGCUUACUAUAUCUCAUGUCAAAAGCCACCUUCAGAUGUACAGGAGCAUGAAACAAGAGCAGAUGAUUGAAGCUGCAAAGAGAAAGGACAUGGCAGCUGGUUUAUCAGUUUCAGCAAUCUCCUCAGCCCUUGUUCCUAGCUACCAACUGAGUCAUGGCCAAAGAAUGGGUGCUUAUUGGCUAGAGUCUUUCAAUGGAACUCAAGGUAAUCAAUCAAUUGUGAUCUGUAACGGGGAUGAGCAGAAGAUGCACACUUACAUCCUCUUUGAUGGUAUUCUCAAAGGCCAGACUGUCCAAGGGACCAAAAGCGACCAACAAAGAUUUGGAGAUAUAAUCAGGAGAGGAGAGAGAGUGAAUGAAGACACAGUACUGUCCCCAUCAACAAACUCAGGAGGUCCAAACACAAAUGAUGUCUCUCUUGAGCUCAAACUCAACUGAAAUCAUGCUUCAUGCACAAAAUAAAAAAAAACAAGUCUAAGUUUAAUCCUUUUAUAUCUCGAUGGUAGAACUUUAAUGUUGGUUUUGGAAUGAACUUGUAAUAUUAAUGAUGGUUUUGUUUAGUUAACAUAAGAACAUAAUAUAUGCAUGCAUGUGGAUCAUAGUAUAUGAUGAAUUAUAGUUUAUAAUGACAUUGUAGUUCAAUGUGACUUGAUUAUAUCCAAAUUAGAAAUAUGACCGUAACUGUAUGAUUUUGUUUGCAA